AUGGGGGCAACCAAAAUGAGCCACGGCAAACACCCUGGGAAUAGAGCCGGGAGACCAGUUAAGCACAUCAGCCAGGUAAGUGGCCACACACAGGUGCACCAGAAGGAGAAGCGUAGGAAAAGAGAAAAAGUAUUUCCAAAUGGACAGACGGAGAAGGGGAGAGGAAAUACGGAAGAAAGGGACACCCACACAUCGGAAGGGGAGGCACUCACUCGCAGGUGGAACAAUCACACUGGGAGUGAUAGCUUCCAAGGCUACGAAUUGGGGAAGGGGGACCAGGUGCACGCCCGGCCAAGGAGGAGGUGCCAGGAUAUGCAGGUGAGGCACGGGUUGGCAAGGCACGGGGGGGACAACGAAGAGAAGAGCGGCGGGUGUAAGGGGCGCGAUGGGCGUAACGGGGGCGAUGGGUGUAACGACACUGACUACGACGCUGCGCACGACGCUACGCACGAUGCUGCACACGAUGGGGACAUUCCAUCCGCACGCGGCCGAGUAGGGGAGGAACCGCGUAACCAUUCGAACGUAGCGCCGACGCCAAAGGUAAAACGGAGGGGCCUCGCAGAACAGCAAUUAGCUCUCCCGGGCGAGAAGUCAAGUCUGGAGCCGCGGUCGCGCAGGGGGAGCCAGAAGAGGGAGCGUAAAAGGGUGCGGCUGCACGUGGGCGGAGUGGGGAAGCGGGACGGAUUGGAAGAAGAAAACGGAGUGGCAGAACGGGGCGAAGUGGCAGAACAGGGUGGAGUGGUAGAACAGGGUGGAGUGGCAGAACAGGGUGGAGUGACAGAACAGGGUGGAGUGACAGAACAGAGCGGAGUGGGGAACUCCGUGGAGGUAGGAAGUCCAGACGCCGCCAACGAAGGAAUCUCUGCCAACGAAGGAAACGCCGCCAACGAAGGAAUCUCUGCCAACGAAGGAAACGCCGCCAACGAAGGAAUCUCUGCCAACGAAGGAAACGCCGCCAACGAAGGAAACGCCGCCAACGAAGGAAACGCCGCCGACGAAGGAAGCGCCGCCAACGAAGGAGACGCGAAGAGGAAAAUCAAAAGGCACAUCGGCUACAGCAUGACCAACACCCUGCUGCACCUCAGGAAGUUUAAACAGUUGAAGAUAAAGAAGAGAAAAAAAAAAGGCACGCAGGGAAAGGCAAACGCAAACGCGAAGGCAAAUGCGAACGGAAGAGGCAAAACCAAGGGGAAGGCGCGAAACGCGGGGGGCAGGAAGGCGUUUCUGCCCAGGGCGCUCUCGGGCACUCUGCCCAAGUUGAAAAUAAAAAAAAAAAAAAAAAAAAUGCUCCUCUCCGAAACGAUAACAAAUGUAUAUAAAACAAAGUGCAUGAAUAUAAUUCUACAGAACCUGUGUCCACACAUGCCCAACUUUGGCAUCCUCUAUAACACGGAUUUGCACAUAUCCAUUGACGCGGAGAGGGGACUCUACAUCACAGGAUACAUUAACAAAAGAAAUUGCAACUUUAUACACGAGAAGGCGAGCAAAAACGACUUCGAAGACAGCGAGGUGAAGAUCAAAAUUAUAAAAAAGAGGAAGAACACACUGAAUUAUAAGAAGGGGCCCAACAGAAGGCUCUACUCCUGGAUUGAUAACAUCAAGGAGCUCAGUUUGGACGGGUGGGUGAAGUGCGAAUUGGCUGGGUGUUUAGAGGCGGUCAUCUUUAUACAUGGAUACAACACCAGCCACCUGGAGGCGCUUCAGAUCCUCGGCCAGAUGGCGUCCUUCGGCAACUUCCCCAACUACAUCAAGCUGUUCCUGUUCAACUGGCCCUCGGGCAAAAACUUCCUCGAGUUCUUCAUCGCCAAGGACAACUCCAAGAACAAGAAGGUGCACCACGCCUUCAAGUGCUUCCUGGACACGCUCCGCAGCAACGGCAUCCGACACGUGCACAUCAUCACGCACAGCAUGGGGACGCGGAUGUUCCUGCUGGCCUUCCACGACAUCGUGCAGAGCGACCUCUUCUCGACCAUCGACGAGAAGCACACGGGCGCAAGCGACCAGGCCAAGAUGAAGCUCAUCACCCUCACGAUGAUGAACCCAGAGUACCACCUAAGCGACUUCGUAAACAAGGAGUACGUUUUCCUUCGCUCCUUCUGUACAGUCAUCUCCAUUUAUUGCGAUUCAAACGACAAGGCAUUGAAGUGGGCGGAGAUUUUCAGCGGAACCAAGUCCCUUGGAAAAAACGUUUUCGAUUUGAACAUAUGCAAGGACAGCUACCAUAAGGGAUCCACCGGGGGGGAGAACUACACCUUCGAUAGUAACCGGUUGGACUGCUUUUCCAUUUCAGUUGGGAAUAAAACGAAUGACAGUGAGGACAGCCUUCAGGAACCCAAACUAGUUUCUUCCUUUUUGGACUGCGAAAACUUCAACCUGUCAAAUGAAAAAAUGAGAGACAAAGAAAUGAUGGCAACGAUGGCAACGAUGGCAACUCUUGUGCAGAAAAUGAAGACACUUUUUCAUUUUUUUUUUAAAAAGAGAGGCACUUCCCACUCGAAUGCUUUCAAUGAGCAAACAUCUGCAGAGAGAGAUCAGGGGAUGCCCAAUAGGGAUAUCACUCACCAGAAGUUGGCUCACCAGCCACCCAUGUUUAGGAAUACGCUUCUCGUUUUUACGGGGAUAGAACCCAUUUACUGCUACAGAGACAAUCGCGAUUGGCUAGAUGUAGAUGUGAUUGACACCACCUGGUUGGGAUCAAAUGUGCACACCUUGAGGCACUCCUACUGGUCGCUCAACAGGGAAAUUAUUGAGGACAUUCGGGAGCUGAUUGUCACCCGGAAAAGGGCUCGCCAGCGGACGUCUCGCCUGGACCGCCGGGAGGGCAACGUCUGGGUCUACCGAGUCGCCCCCUCCCACCUCAAGUCCAUUUUCGAUUCGGACAUAUGA
Molecule: messenger RNA, 2886 nt
Organism: Plasmodium vivax (malaria parasite P. vivax)
Lineage: Eukaryota; Apicomplexa; Aconoidasida; Haemosporida; Plasmodiidae
Exons: 2
Coding region: 1-2886 (961 amino acids)
Source: RefSeq, a predicted model, not a curated record